Molecule: messenger RNA, 3626 nt
Organism: Erinaceus europaeus (western European hedgehog)
Lineage: Eukaryota; Metazoa; Chordata; Mammalia; Eulipotyphla; Erinaceidae
Gene: ADCY2
Product: adenylate cyclase 2
Exons: 25
Coding region: 75-3371 (1098 amino acids)
Biological process (GO): adenylate cyclase-inhibiting G protein-coupled receptor signaling pathway; cAMP biosynthetic process; intracellular signal transduction
Cellular component (GO): plasma membrane
Molecular function (GO): adenylate cyclase activity
Source: RefSeq, a predicted model, not a curated record
CCCCCCGGAGCCAGGACCCCGGAGCCCGAGAGGGUACCCGGCUCUGCGCCCCCCCCCCCCCUCCCGGCCGGACCAUGUGGCGAGAGGCGAUGCGGCGGCGCCGCUACUUGCGGGACUGCGAGGCGGCGGGGUGCGGGGAGGGCGAGGGCGAGGGCGAGGGCCCCCCGCGCCCUCCGCGCCCCCGGGACUGGCUGUACGAGUCCUACUACUGUAUGAGCCAGCAGCACCCCCUCAUCGCCUUCCUGCUGCUCAUCGUCAUGGGCGCCUGCCUCGCCCUGCUCGCUGUCUUCUUCGCGCUGCGCCUGGAAGCGCAAGAGCACGUAGCGUUCCUGAUCACGGUCCCCACCGCCCUGGCCAUCUUCUUUGCCAUCUUCAUCCUCGUCUGCAUCGAGUCCGUGUUUAAGAAGCUCCUGCGUCUUUUCUCCCUGGUCAUCUGGAUUUGUCUCGUAGCCAUGGGCUACCUGUUCAUGUGCUUCGGAGCCACCAUCUCCGCCUGGGACCAGGUCUCCUUCUUCCUCUUCAUCAUCUUCGUGGUCUACACCAUGCUACCCUUCAACAUGCGGGACGCCGUCAUCGCCAGUGUGCUCACCGCCUCCUCCCACACCGUGGUGCUCAGUGUCUGUCUGUCCUCCACACCGGAUGCCCAGGAGCACCUGGUCUGGCAGAUCCUGGCCAACGUGAUCAUCUUCAUCUGCGGGAACCUGGCGGGUGCCUACCACAAGCACCUCAUGGAGCUGGCCCUGCAGCAGACUUACCAGGACACCUGCAACUGCAUCAAGUCCCGAAUCAAGCUGGAGUUUGAAAAACGCCAACAGGAGCGCCUCCUGCUGUCGCUGCUGCCCGCUCACAUCGCCAUGGAAAUGAAAGCUGAGAUCAUCCAGAGACUGCAGGGCCCCAAGGCUGGCCAGAUGGAGAACUCCAACAAUUUCCACAACCUGUAUGUCAAGAGACACACCAACGUGAGCAUCCUGUAUGCCGACAUCGUGGGCUUUACCCGGCUGGCCAGCGACUGCUCCCCUGGAGAGCUGGUCCACAUGCUCAACGAGCUCUUCGGCAAGUUCGACCAGAUCGCCAAGGAGAAUGAAUGCAUGAGAAUCAAAAUCUUAGGCGACUGCUACUACUGUGUUUCGGGGCUUCCUAUAUCGCUGCCUAACCACGCGAAGAACUGUGUGAAGAUGGGCUUGGACAUGUGUGAAGCCAUCAAGAAAGUCAGGGACGCCACCGGGGUGGACAUCAACAUGCGUGUAGGAGUGCAUUCUGGGAACGUCCUCUGUGGUGUCAUCGGGCUGCAGAAGUGGCAGUAUGACGUGUGGUCACACGAUGUCACCUUGGCCAAUCACAUGGAAGCCGGAGGGGUCCCUGGCCGUGUCCACAUCUCAUCGGUCACCCUCGAGCACCUGAACGGGGCGUACAAAGUGGAGGAAGGUGAGGGUGAUGUCAGGGACUCCUACUUAAAGCAGCACCUGGUGAAAACCUACUUCGUGAUCAACCCCAAGGGAGAGCGGCGCAGCCCUCAGCACCUCUUCCGACCUCGUCACACCCUAGACGGCGCUAAGAUGAGAGCCUCCGUGCGCAUGACCCGCUACCUGGAGUCCUGGGGUGCCGCCAAGCCCUUCGCGCACCUACACCAUCGAGACAGCAUGACGACCGAGAACGGCAAGAUUAGCACCACGGAUGUGCCAAUGGGUCAGCACAAUUUUCAGAACCGCACCUUAAGAACUAAGUCACAAAAGAAAAGGUUUGAAGAAGAAUUGAAUGAAAGAAUGAUCCAAGCAAUUGAUGGAAUUAAUGCACAGAAGCAAUGGCUCAAGUCUGAAGACAUCCAGAGAAUCACACUGCUUUUCUACAACAAAGUGCUAGAAAAAGAAUACCGAGCCACAGCACUGCCAGCAUUCAAGUACUAUGUGACCUGUGCUUGCCUCAUCUUCUUCUGCAUCUUCCUCGUGCAAGUCCUCGUCUUGCCGAAAACCACCGUUCUGGGCAUUUCCUUUGGAGCUGCGUUCUUCUCCCUGGCCUUGAUCCUCUUCCUGUGCUUCGCUGGGCAGCUCUUGCAAUGCUGUAAGAAGGCCUCGGCCUCCCUGCUGUGGCUUCUGAAGUCCUCCAGCAUCAUUGCCAACCGGCCGUGGCCUCGGACCUGCCUCACUGCGGUCACCACCACCAUCGUCUUAGCCAUGGCUGUGUUCAACAUGUUCUUCUUGAGUGAACCUGAAGAAAUGACCCUUCCAGCUACCAACGUGUCGAACACUAGUCUUUCCAUCUCCAGCGACCAGACAGCCAUUCAGCGGGCGCGGGGUCUGUUUUUCCUGCCGUACUUCAUCUACAGCUGCAUCCUGGCGCUCAUCUCCUGCUCCGUCUUCCUGCGGGUCAACUAUGAGCUCAAGAUGCUGAUCAUGCUGCUGGCGCUGGCGGCCUACAACAUCCUGCUGCUGCACACACACGCCCACGUCCUGGACGACUACAGCCAGGUCCUGUUCCAGAGACCAGGAAUUUGGAAAGAUCUCAAGACCAUGGGUUCAGUGUCCCUCUUUAUUUUCUUCAUCACACUGCUUGUUCUUGGGAGACAGAAUGAAUAUUACUGUAGGUUAGACUUCUUGUGGAAGAACAAGUUCAAAAAAGAGCGAGAGGAGAUUGAGACCAUGGAAAACCUGAACCGCGUGCUGCUCGAAAACGUGCUCCCGGCACACGUGGCCGAACACUUCCUGGCCAGGAGCCUGAAGAACGAGGAGCUGUAUCACCAGUCCUAUGACUGUGUCUGUGUCAUGUUUGCCUCCAUUCCGGAUUUCAAGGAGUUCUACACGGAGUCAGACGUGAACAAGGAGGGCUUGGAAUGCCUGCGGCUUCUGAAUGAAAUCAUUGCCGACUUUGAUGAUCUGCUGUCCAAGCCGAAGUUCAGUGGAGUUGAAAAGAUCAAAACCAUCGGCAGCACUUACAUGGCGGCGACGGGUCUGAGCGCCGUGCCCAGCCAAGACCACGCACAGGAGCCGGAGCGGCAGUACGUGCACAUCGGCACCAUGGUGGAGUUCGCUUUUGCUCUGAUGACCAAGCUGGACGCCAUCAACAAGCACUCCUUCAAUGACUUCAAGCUGCGUGUGGGCAUGAACCACGGGCCUGUCAUCGCCGGUGUCAUUGGAGCACAGAAGCCCCAGUACGACAUCUGGGGCAACACGGUGAACGUGGCCAGUCGCAUGGACAGCACCGGCAUUGUGGACAAAAUCCAGGUGACGGAGGAGACGAGCCUCAUCCUGCAGACGCUCGGCUAUACCUGCACGUGCCGGGGCGUCAUCAACGUGAAGGGGAAGGGGGACCUCAAGACGUACUUUGUCAACACGGAGAUGUCCCGCUCCCUGUCCCAGAGCAACCUGGCCUCCUGAAGCAUCCCCGGCGGGCACCGCGCACUUUCUGACCGCCUCACCCAUCUGUCCAUCUGUCCGUCCCCAUCGUCUCCCAGCCGCCUCCACGUGCCGUCCUCGGACUCAUCCCCCCGACCCACCCAGCAGCCUCAUGUCUGGUGUCUGCCGCCUGCUGCUCCUAAGCCAAGGGGGAGAGAGAACUGGACUGAGAGGGCUCACCAGGAGCUUGGAGGUGACACAAAGACACUCUUACGGCAAUAAAACUCGAAGGGUCAC